CUCCGCGGCAGAGCAAGCUCCGCCGCGCGUAGCAUCGGCUACUGUGUUCCCCCCACCCCGGCGGCGAGGUGUCCACCAAUGAGCGACAGAGAGGAGCGUAAGGCUUUGCGGGGCUAAGGUGGAUGGCGGGGUUUCGUUGAGGCGGAGCUUUAACGCAUUGGAGGGCUUGAGUGCUGAGGCUGUUGUCCCGGUCCCUAAGAGGCAGCGACGCCGAGCGUCUCCGGGGUAUUGGGGCGCGAUGCCGGUCCAUUCGCGGGAGAAGAAAGAGAACAACCACGAUGAGAUGGAGGUGGACUACGGCGAGAACGAGGGCAGCAGCUCCGAAGAAGAAGAGUCAGAGAGCUCGUCCGUGUCCGAGGAGGGCGACAGCUCAGAAAUGGACGAUGAAGACUGUGAAAGAAGAAGAAUGGAGUGUUUAGAUGAGAUGUCCAAUCUUGAAAAACAAUUUACAGACCUCAAAGAUCAACUUUACAAGGAGAGAUUAAGCCAAGUGGAUGCAAAACUACAGGAGGUCAUUGCGGGAAAGGCACCAGAGUACUUAGAACCACUGGCAGCUCUGCAAGAAAACAUGCAAAUCCGAACAAAAGUGGCAGGUAUCUACAGAGAGCUCUGUUUAGAGUCUGUGAAAAACAAAUACGAAUGUGAAAUUCAAGCUUCCCGACAACACUGUGAGAGUGAAAAGCUCUUGUUGUAUGACACAGUUCAAAGUGAACUAGAAGAGAAAAUCAGGCGACUUGAAGAAGACCGGCAUAGCAUUGACAUUACCUCAGAGCUAUGGAAUGAUGAACUUCAGUCUAGGAAAAAAAGGAAGGAUCCGUUCAGUCCAGAUAAGAAGAAACCAGUGGUUGUAUCAGGGCCCUAUAUAGUGUACAUGCUGCAAGAUCUCGAUAUACUUGAAGACUGGACAACGAUAAGAAAGGCAAUGGCUACUUUGGGGCCACAUAGAGUGAAAACGGAACCCCCUGUCAAGUUGGAAAAACAUGUACACAGUGCAAGAUCUGAAGAAGGAAGACUCUAUUAUAAUGGAGAGUGGUAUGGACGUGGACAAACUAUAUGCAUCGAUAGGAAAGAUGAAUGCCCUACAAGUGCCAUAAUUACAACAAUUAACCAUGAUGAAGUGUGGUUUAAGAGGCCUGAUGGAAGCAAAUCCAAACUAUAUAUUUCUCAGCUACAGAAAGGAAAAUAUUCAAUCAAACAUAAUCACAACUGACCAUUAAACCAACCAGACAGUGUUAUCCUGCUUGAUGUGCCAUGAGAUGAAAGAUGUAUUUACUGUGUAUUCUCAUCUAUUUUUGUGGCAGUAUCUGUGUAUUUGUAGUAGUGUAAGUAAUCAUACAGAUGUCUUAGAAUAAGUGACACUUAAUCAUGCUGACCAUGACGUCUUGCCUCUAAUUUGGCUUCAGCGCCUAAGAUAGAAAACAUUAACCUUUUGGAGAGUCUGACAUCUGAACAUCUGACUAAGCCUGCAGAAGAGCUAUGUGCAUGCACGAGAGAGAAUUGUGCAUACAGCUGCCUGGGAUGUUUUUAAGUUUCGUUUGCAGCUGCUUACAUGGCUGAAUGUGCAAGCCAAUUUUAAAAUUGCCUAUUGAGCUACCAGGGGAAGAGAAAGGAUGCUUCAGAAAGAAAACCACCUGGAUGCCUUUUUGGUUCUCAACGACAUAGCACACUGGCUUCUAAGAUUGUAGGCUAAAUCCAUUUGUAUAAAAUGGAAACAAAGUGGUAUUUAUAUUUUUUUAAAUAGAUCAUGCGGUAAUUGUGAAAUUUAUCACUACAUAUAAGAACUCCUUGCAUUUUAGAGAACAUGUCAUGUUUGUCUUACAAACCUACAUUAGCUUGUGUAAUGUUGUUUUGAUGUAGCCUAAUGUCAAAGUAUACUUAAAUGGGCAACUAAAAUUAAGUGGAGACCCCCAAUAGUUGUUCCACCUGUGUUACUUGAGAGAAACUGUUACUAAUUUCUAUUAAAACUAGCACCAAAGAAGGAGUUUGCUAGGAAAAAAUUGGUGCAAAGCAAAUGGCAUGGUUUCUGUUUCUACUAGUAUUAAGUCCUCUCUCCAAAGGAUAAGAGUGCCUGUUCUAAAAAGGGUAAAACAAUAACCAAAAGUAUUACUGCAUAUUGAUAUGUAAUUAAAUGUAUCUGUAGCCAGAUGACGUGUAACCCUUUGAAAUUGUAUAUUGGGCAGAAAAAAGUGGUAUUCACUGCUUCACAACCUCAGAAAGUUUGCAUUUGUAAACUUAGCAUCAGGAGUAAGAUCUUUUAGUUUUACCAUAGAUGUGUGAGGCAUGUAGAAGUGAUUGUGGUUAGGGGUGAGGAGGAGAUGCUACUUGGUGGUUUUGUGCACUUUACUAUCCAUUAAGAUAAGCCUUUGAAGAAAGUUUGCAUCUGAUGGAAAGACUGCUAAAAGUGUUUUGAUGUUCUAGGUUGGAUUGGUGCUAAAUCUGGAAUUUUAACAUUCAACCUCGCACUGUUUCAAGUCCUGAAGUAAAAUCCUUAUGUGUAAAAAUAAAUAACUGCAUUUUCAAUAACCCAACCUCAUCUCAGCAAACAAAUAUCUUGGGGGACAUGGAUGGGUAGCUUUAUAAAGAAAGCUAUAGCUUUUUUUAGAGGGCAGCCUGCCCUUCUUGAAAAUAGUAACACUUAGACCCACAAGCAUGCCUGGAAAACUGCUCAGCCUGCAGACAAGUAUUUUUUAUGUCUUGUCCUUCUAAUUUCAGCUGAACAUUUAUUGGAGGUAAGGAGCCCUAAAGCUGGAUUCAAUAGGCUUGAUUUUAUUCUGAAAAUUGGCUCUCCUUUCACAUUCUUAUCUUAGCACCUCUUUUGCAAACAAAACAGUUUCAGCUCAGCCUAACAGGGACAGCCUGCCUCUGCUCAGAGAAGGCUUUGUGUACAUGGAGAUUAUUUUUUUAAAAUGAAGGAUUGCCAGCAUCUGCCCUUGCACAGUUCUGCAGAUUGGAAGCACAUCUGUCCUGCACCAUCAACAUGUGCAUACACACACAACAAAACCUUGUAGCAAUCUGCAUUACAAUCCAAGCUUGGGCACUUGUGCAACAUUGCAGAGAGCCAUGGGAUGCCAACCAUUGCUGCUUAAAUAAAUAUUUGUUAUAUUCAUGUUGUCAUACUUCAUUGUGGCUGGGAAUAUGUGUCUCUCACUUGCCAAUUUAAUUGGUUCUAGUUGCUGAGGCUCAGAAUAAAGUCUAUCCUAGUCAAUAAACUGCUUUCAUAUUUAUGUGAAAAUGUAUUUGCUGAUAUGAGAAAACCAUUUGACAAUUGCCAAAAGCCUAAAAUCCCAGGCUUCUGAAAUUGAUCUAGAGCAGUUCUCUUGUUUCUGUGCAUGUCACAUAUAUUAGCCAAAUGUAUAUAAAGUAAUGAUGACAGGUUGGCUUUUGACAAAACCUACUGUAUGUACACAGUUUGAUAAAGCUUUUUUUGUAAUGAAAUAUUUGUAUUUUUUAACCUAGGGUAUAAAUAAAUGAACCUGUCAUGGAGAAAA
Messenger RNA from Rhineura floridana, 3488 nucleotides. RefSeq names its product BRMS1 like transcriptional repressor (gene BRMS1L). Gene Ontology annotation, molecular function: histone deacetylase binding. Lineage: Eukaryota; Metazoa; Chordata; Lepidosauria; Squamata; Rhineuridae. Gene Ontology annotation, cellular component: Sin3-type complex. The coding region runs from base 239 to 1210 and encodes 323 amino acids. The record is from RefSeq and is a predicted model, not a curated record. Gene Ontology annotation, biological process: negative regulation of transcription by RNA polymerase II. The transcript is spliced from 10 exons.